Molecule: messenger RNA, 1497 nt
Organism: Myxocyprinus asiaticus (Chinese sucker)
Lineage: Eukaryota; Metazoa; Chordata; Actinopteri; Cypriniformes; Catostomidae
Product: V-type proton ATPase subunit D-like
Exons: 9
Coding region: 193-939 (248 amino acids)
Cellular component (GO): proton-transporting V-type ATPase complex
Molecular function (GO): proton-transporting ATPase activity, rotational mechanism
Source: RefSeq, a predicted model, not a curated record
UCAGGUGACCCUGCAGUCAGCUGAUCAAAUCCUGCGUCGUGUAGCUCGAGAUGACGGUCACACCGAUGUUAUUUUCAUUUUAAUGCGAUUGAAAAUAAUUUGACACUAUAACUAAUCGUUUGGUUUGUUCAUUUUAACAAUAAAGCACCAUAGUCAGAUCGUUUGAUAUAGUGUUUAACUUAACGAGUGAAGAUGUCCGCAAAAGAUCGGAUCGACGUAUUUCCCUCUAGAAUGGCUCAGAGCAUUAUGAAAGCUCGUCUGAAAGGAGCUCAAACGGGCAGGAGUUUGCUGAAGAAGAAAGCUGAUGCUCUUUCCAUGCGAUUCCGGCAAAUUCUUAGAAAAAUCAUUGAGACUAAGACAUUGAUGGGUGAGGUGAUGAGAGAAGCCGCCUUUUCUUUAGCUGAGGCCAAAUUUGCUGCUGGUGACUUCAGUACCACAGUCAUUCAGAAUGUGAACAAGGCGCAGGUGAAGGUUAGAGCAAAGAGGGACAAUGUUGCAGGUGUUACUCUACCUGUGUUUGAGCAUUACCAGGAGGGCGGAGACAGUUAUGAACUAACUGGUCUGGCCCGGGGUGGAGAGCAGCUGUCUCGGCUGAAGAGGAACUACGCCAAAGCUGUCGAGCUGCUGGUGGAACUGGCCUCCCUGCAGACCUCCUUUGUGACGUUGGACGAAGCGAUCAAGAUCACGAAUCGCCGCGUAAAUGCCAUCGAGCAUGUGAUUAUUCCUCGGAUCGAGCGUACACUCACGUACAUCAUUACAGAGCUGGACGAACGGGAGCGAGAGGAAUUCUACAGGCUUAAAAAGAUCCAGGAGAAGAAGAAGCAGCUUCGUGAGAGGACGGAGAAAGAGAUCGCGCAGCGCCUGGCUAAACUGGGCCCGAUCGCUGAGCCCACGAACAUGCUAAGUGAAGAGGCGGACGAGGACAUGCUGUUUGAAUGAGACCUCGAAACCACCGGGUGGCGCUCCUCAACGAACGGCCCACCCAGAAAUCACAUAUUUAUUCCUUGUGCCUGUACGGCCGAGCUUAACACGUCUUUCGAAAAGAGCAGAUUUGUUUUGUGUAUACAUUAGUGCUGUUUUUCUCAUUUGUAAGAGUGAAAAAUAACGUCACAAAAGAUGUAACGAAAAUGUUCUACUUGGUUGUCUGGAUUCAGAGGUCCUACUGAUAUUUAACUGUUGAAGUAAUUAGUUUAAAUGACCAUUCCAUGAAAUUAUGCAUAUUUUGUGGAGUCUCAGUGCAUGUGUAAAUUAAUGCAACCUAUCCCUGUUAUCUAGUGAGAAGAUUCUGUGAUGAACAUCUCAUGUUUACUUUUAGCUUGGGCAGGAUUCAUUGUUGAACGUUGAUUAUACUUGUAUGUUCACUUGAAUGAUCAUAACCCUUACCUAAGGUUAGCCCAGACAUUUCCAUACGGUUGAGAAAUAACUUUCCCCUUUAGGUCCAGCAGGUUUGUGCUCUCACUUCCUGUGACUUUAAUUUCAUUAAAUGUUGUAAAUGGU